UUGGUCCGACACACCUACCCAGCUAAUCUGACAACUUUCCCUUCGGGACCCAGGAUUUGGUCGAGUUAGAUGUAAGCUGAGGAUCUAAGGGGGUCUGAGUAACCUGGAGCCACGUCUGCAGCAAGGGACAGGGGACCUGAGCAGCAGGCACCACAUUUUCUUCAGUGUGUGGAGACGUUUGUCCGGGCUGGGGCAGGAGAGGCCUCGAGGCCCCUGCGAGAUCCGGCCCAGGGGCCUGACCUUCCCGCACCUCCGGAGGGUGGAACAUGGAUAGACUCCUGCCGCUGCUGCUGGGUCUCGGCCUGGGCUGUGUGGGAGCAGGUGGCUUCGUGGCUCAUGUGGAAAGCACCUGCCUGCUGGAUGACAAUGGGGUUCCGAAAGACUUCACAUACUGUGUUUCCUUCAACAAAGAUCUGCUGGCCUGCUGGGAUCCAGAGGCAGGACAAAUAGCCCCCUGUGAAUUUGGGGUGCUGCAUAACUUGGCUGUAGGCAUUUCAGAAUACCUCAACCAAGAUAAGAGCCUGCUCCAGCGCUUGGGCAAUGGGCUUCGGGACUGUGCUGUGCACACCCAGCCCUUCUGGGAUGCACUGACCCACAGAACGAAACCACCGUCUGUUCGAGUAGCCCAAACUGCCCCCUUCAACACAAGGGAGCCUGUGAUGCUGGCCUGCUACGUAUGGGGCUUCUAUCCGGCGGACGUGGUCAUCACAUGGAUGAAGAAUGGGCAACUUGUCAUGCCUCACAACAUCAAAGAGAGGACUGCCCAGUCCAAUGGAGACUGGACAUACCAGACUGUCUCCUACCUGGCCUUAACCCCCUCCUACGGGGACGUCUACACCUGUGUGGUACAGCACAGUGGGACCCCCGAGCCAGUCCGUCAGGACUGGACAGUCGGGCUGUCCCCCAUCCAGACGGUGAAGGUUUCUGUGUCUGCAGCCACCCUGGGCCUGGGCUUCAUCAUCUUCUGUCUUGGUUUGUUCCAUUGGCGCAAGUCUCGCUUCUCCAGCUACAUCCCUCUCCCGGGAUCCACUUACCCAGAAGGGCGGCACUAGAGGGCAGAACUGAGAAGGAGAUUCCGAUUCUUGAGGAUGCCUCCGUGGCCCCCAACAUCUUCAGGACACCCCGCUUUCUUGUGUCAUAAUUUCCUCUACUCUUCCCCAUGUAAAUAUUAGCAGUUUGGGGUACUCAUAAUCAAGUCAUGGUCCCAGGCUGCCUUCUGAGGAGAACUGAUCUGAGGAGGGGUUCAAGGCCCUCCGGAAGAGGGGGUUCAAGGCCGCCCGGAAGGCCUCACUCCAUCACAGAGGGUGGUGUGUUGUAGGUGAUCAUGUCUAAGAAAUAAACUGGUGGAAUUACUGGCCUUCCUCAA
Peromyscus eremicus (cactus mouse) is the source of this 1366-nucleotide messenger RNA. Its product is annotated as class II histocompatibility antigen, M beta 1 chain. Bases 267 to 1052 code for a protein of 261 amino acids. The transcript is spliced from 6 exons. Gene Ontology annotation, cellular component: lysosomal membrane; late endosome membrane; MHC class II protein complex. Gene Ontology annotation, molecular function: MHC class II protein complex binding. Gene Ontology annotation, biological process: peptide antigen assembly with MHC class II protein complex; immunoglobulin production involved in immunoglobulin-mediated immune response; antigen processing and presentation of exogenous peptide antigen via MHC class II. The record is from RefSeq and is a predicted model, not a curated record. NCBI's taxonomy places the organism in Eukaryota, Metazoa, Chordata, Mammalia, Rodentia, Cricetidae.